UUACCUGCACUUAAAGAUAGCUCAGGAGAAGAGGGCAUCGCUCGGCCUAAGAACCUAAGACAGCCCUCUGAAACGAAGCAAGAGCAAGCCCCAAGCAAUUUCACUUCCCCCAGCAAGGCCUAGCCCUAGCCUUGUGGCCUGAGCCCCUGGGCUGCAUUUCCGGCAACCUCGGGGCCACAGUCCCCAGGGUAGGAAGCAGGCUGCAAGGACUACAGCCCUGCAGAACUCAAGGUCUGCAGGGGAAGUUGCAGGCAGGGCUGGCCACUGCAGUUCCCAGGCUCCCACCUCCCCUCCUGCAAUGCUUCCUGUGGCUUCUGGCACUAGGGGCAGCAGCCCGGACCUGUUCCAGGUUGGCCUAGCGCCUCCUCCAGGAAAUGCAAAAGAUAUCCUACUGCUACAUGAAGAAGAUGCUGAGGAAUGGGCUCUAUACUUGAGAGAAAUAUUUAUGCAUGUUGUAGAAAGAGAAGCAAUCCUGUUAUAUCCCUUGCACAGUUUUUCUUCCUCACAUUUGGAAGUGCUAAACUUAAAUGUUUACAAAUGUAAACUUCUGAUAUUAUCUAACAGUCUACUUAAAGACCUGACAUCAAAGAAGUGUCAGUUUCUGGAGAAGGUACUUCACUCGAGAGGAAGUGUCGUGACUCUGCUUUGUGGGAUGGAGAGCUCAGAUCCUUUCUAUCAGUUAUUCAGUAUCCCCAGAAGGAGAUGGGAGAUCUCUACAGAGCAGGAGCCCGAUGACUACCUCUCUGUCAUCAGACAGAUCUUAGACCAAGGUCCUGAAGACUACCUUGAGGUCAACAUUCCAACAGACUCAAGAGCAAAAUAUCCCGAGGACACAAGCGGACAGGAGGAAAGUGACAAUGUAGCAACUUUGGGACCAUCUGUGCCUCAAGUACUAGUGCUUCCUGGGGAAAUUCCAUGUGAGAAUCCUGGUGAGAUAUUCAUUCUGUUGAAAGAUGAACUAAUUGGUGAAAUUCUAGAGGUUGAAUUUAUAUCAACUAGCAAGCGCCUUAGAACACGGCCAGCACAUUGGAAUAAGAGUGUCUGGCAUAUGAAAGCUGCAGAUUUUCCAGCUGGCUCGGUCACCGUCAAUAUCCACUGUGAUGGAAUCAUUAAGGCCACAACAGAGAUUAAAUACUGUUCAGCAGCAAAAGCAACAGAAAGUCCAUUUAGAGUGUCAGACACUGGCAAGAAUUUGUGCCAGCAGAAAAACAUGGAAGAGCUUGAUACCGUUCUUACAUCUAUAUUCAAGUGUGAGAUACCACAUUAUGAAUUCAAACAUCUCCAAACUGAAACUUCCCUUCAAAAAGAAAAUACUCACACCACAGAGCUUCCAACACUUCUCCACUGUGCAGCAAAAUUUGGCUUAAAGAAUCUGGCUCUUCAUCUGCUGCAGUGUGCAGGAGCAGCCUGGGCAGCUAGGAUCCAGUCUACGGAUGGUUCAGACCUGCUGCAUAUUGCUGAGAGUCAUGGGCAUGAAGAAGUCAAAGACAUCUUUGAAGACUUUCUCAGCCAAAACACUGGCAGAAAUAAUGAGGAAGAAAAUGACUACGAAGAAGAUGUAAUCUCAAUUUCUACAUAUUCACCCUCCAUGCAGUCUCCAGCAUCUCAUCAUGAACUCGGAAAGACACACAGGCAGAGCACAGACAGAUCUGAGGAGCCUGAAAGGUCUGUGGACACAACCGAGGAAGAGGCACGCGCUGAGGCAAGCCCCGUCCUGCCAGAGGUCGACAGGGAAAGCUCUGAGAACCAGUACGAUGAUCUGUAUGUGUUCAUCCCUGGGUUUGACACUGAGGGCAACUCUGAAGAGCCUCUCCCACACUGCCGGCCACCUCUGCCCCCACCACGACCAGGGGCUGCUGCUGCCUGCCAACUCGAAAGACCUCACUUUACCUCACAAGGGAAAAUGCUGGAAGACCAAAUGGGAAGAAGUCAAAACUGGACUGAACUCAAUGCAAGACAAGAGACAAGAGAGGAACCAGGCAAAGAAGAAAAGAGAGAAGCAGCACAGCUGGAGGAGGAAGAGGAAAACCCAUACGCCUUUGCAGAGACUGACGACAAUGAGUAUGAUCUGAUACUGGCCAGUAAGAGUGUAAAGAAAAGAACUGGAAAUCUGUCUUUCAUUAUAAACAGACCACCGGCCCCCACACCCCGGCCCACCCACAUCCCUCUCAAAGAAGAAACAACACCUUACAUAGCUCAAGUGUUCCAACAAAAGGCGGCCAGAAGGCAAUCUGAUGGUGACAAGUUCUACAGUCUCCCUAAGAAACCCGACAAAACUCGGAUGGAGAGCCCAACCUUCCCUAGUACAAGGGAUUAUCUGACCACUGGGCAGGACGAACUGAUCCUCCUGCAGGAGAGGGUCAAGAAUGGGAAAAUGUCUGUGGAUGAAGCUCUAGAGAAAUUUAAACAUUGGCAGAUGGGAAAGAGUGGUCUGGAAAUGAUUCAGCAGGAAAAGCUACGCCAACUACGAGACAACAUUAUUGGGAAAAGACCAGAAGAUGAAAAUGCCUACGAUAAACUGACCAUUGUGCACCACACAAGUAGCAAUACUGCCCACAAUGAAAAUAUGUUGUACAACAGUCCCUUCAACAGUAAGUUUCCCGCUCCAAUCCAAGUUGAAAAGGAAUUUGGUUUCUGCUUCAAAAAAGAUCACUAAAAAAGAUCAUUAUAAUCAAACUCAAGAAUCUGCAACCAUGUUGCACCUAGGUGAAGCAAGCCUCAUUCUGGAAUAUCUGGUCUCUGGGGCUAAUCUACAUGUACAAAGGACACAAGCGUGCCUUUGGAUUUCAGAAUGUGUCAGCACCACAAUUCAUUGAUACUAUACAACUUCAGCUGGAUAUAACAAAAGAUGGAGACUUAUGACAUUCUCUGAAAAUCCAUUCAUUUUUACCACAACUUUUAUCACUGGAGCACCUCAUUUUCCCAUCUUAAAAAUUAAAGAAAAAAAUCAGACAAGUAAAAUGCAGUCUAGCAAAAUUAUGGAACCAAACUAUAAAGAUUGUUCUUCCCGUUGUUCCUCUCCUUCAACUAAGAACUUAGUCUAUAUUUGCUCUUUAAUGACAAUCUUCCGUCUGCCUUUCUUGCAUUUAGAACCAUGAUGUUCUUGUGACAUCCUGUUUUCAGAUAGCUUCUUCUACUUACUGUCUAUUUGAAUCUUUGAAAUGUACUUUUAUUCACAGUUUUCUUUAGUUGAUGGUGUUUGGUGUUUUGGUGAUAAGCAAGCACUCUGCCAGCGAACCAGUCUUCAGCCCUCUACACUGUUUUCUGAAGUCAUGUUAAAUGUUCUAUUAAUUAAUAAUGUGUACUGUGAGAUUUCAGAACAUGGAUGCAUCACAUGUUGGCUGUGUUCAUCCUCGACUCUUCCAGAAGACCUUUUCCCAUGCUGCCCUGUCCCCAAGUCCUUACUAAAUGUCUUUCUCUCAAAUUAAAAGAUACUUUUACAAAUUGUUUUUAUUA
Molecule: messenger RNA, 3456 nt
Organism: Apodemus sylvaticus (European woodmouse)
Lineage: Eukaryota; Metazoa; Chordata; Mammalia; Rodentia; Muridae
Gene: Bank1
Product: B cell scaffold protein with ankyrin repeats 1
Exons: 17
Coding region: 299-2656 (785 amino acids)
Biological process (GO): negative regulation of B cell activation; signal transduction; negative regulation of phosphatidylinositol 3-kinase/protein kinase B signal transduction
Molecular function (GO): signaling receptor binding; protein tyrosine kinase binding
Source: RefSeq, a predicted model, not a curated record